UUUGUUUUUGGGUUUUUUUUUUCCUGUUGCAACUUCCCUAAAGGUAAGAGUUGGCCAUUUUCUGGUGGCAGUAACCAGACGCAACAGAAGCUGGUGGGCUUGUCUGUUCAUCAGUGUCUAGGCUCCCGUCACCGCUGGGAGGCAGCCUCCAUCACUUGGCUGGUGCCCUGCCUGUCUGAAGUUCUCAAGGAACCAAACCAACUCCCUCAGAGUCAUCAGAACCUGGAAGGCAGCCGGCUCAGAGUAGAUAUGGCGAUGGCACACUGCGGAGAUGCUACCCUGCCAAGCAGCUUGGUCAGCCUCAUCUUCCUGCAACUCCUGACUUCUGGGAACGGAAAAUCAGAUUUCCGCGUCCUUGGUCCUCCUGACCCACUUCUGGCCAUAGUCGGGCAAGACAAAGAGUUACCCUGCAAGCUGUCACUCAACAUCAGCGCUGAGGGCAUGGAGCUGAGGUGGUACAGGGACACGCCCUCGUCAGCUGUGCAUGUGUACAAGAACGGGGAGGAUGUGUAUGAUGAGCAGAUGACAGAAUACAAGGGAAGGACCUCGUUCAACAGCGACCACAUGGCCAGGGGAGAGGCCGCUGUGAAGAUACACAAUGUCUCCGUGUUUGAUAACGGGACUUAUCACUGUGUCUUCAAGGAACACACAUCCCACAGCCAGGCCACCCUGUGGCUGAAGGUGGCAGGACAGGGCUCAUCCCCCAGAAUCCGAGUGACUGACACCGGGGACAGAGGCAUCCGGGCCGAGUGCACCUCAGCAGGCUGGUACCCAGAGCCCAAGGUGGAGUGGCUGGACCUGAAAGGACAACCAGUGCCCGCGGAGACUCGCUUCUCUGUGUCGACCAGCACUGGCCUCGUGGGCCUGCUAUCCAUUGCGACUCCCCAGGACCGGGCUGUGGGGGGCCUGACUUGCUCAGUCUCCAAUCCCCUCCUCCCCGAGAAAGUGACUGAGACUUACCUGCUUGCCUCCCUGUCCAGAAGGCCUCUGUCCACGGAAAGCGGACCAGCUCUGCCUUUGAUCCUCACAGCACUAGGGCUGGUCUCAGCAGCAAUAGCCUGUGUCUUUGGGAAAUGUCACAAAGAAGAGCAUAAAACAAAUCAGGAAGAGGAGGCCCCAGGAGCCCGCGAAGAGGCCGGGCUCUUCCACGUGAGUCUGUCCCUGGACCCUGAAACCGCCAGUCCCAAACUCAUGGUGUCUGAAGAUCAGAAAAGCGUGAAGCGGCUGCUGUUUGACCAGGAUGUGUCCCCCAAUUCCAGGAGAUUUGACCCGGACCCCUGCAUCCUAGCUCAAGAGCGAUUUGAGGCAGGGAGACAUUACUGGGAAGUGGAGGUUGGGGACAGGAGGGCCUGGAUUCUGGGUGUGUGUCUGGAGAGUUUGGUACGGGAAGGAAGGAUCCCCAAGUCACCCCAGCAUGGCCUCUGGGCACUAGAGUUCUACAAGAAGAAACUCCAAGCCCUCUCCUACCCCAGGACUUGCCUGUCUCCUCCAGAGCCCCUGAGGAGAGUGGGCAUCUUCUUAGACUUCGAGGCAGGGGAAAUCUCCUUUUAUAAUUCAACCAAUGGCUCCUUGGUCUAUGUGUUUUCUGGGUUCCCCUUUUCUGGUCCUGUGCAGCCGUUCUUCUGUCUCUGGACCCAUGACCCCAGGCCCCUAACCAUCUGCUCAGUGGUCAGAGAGACCAAAGAAGACACAGAAUCUUCUGGAGGUCCUGACCUCCCUGGAGACUCCUGAGAUGUCCGUAAGAGAGAAAAGCUCCUGCCUUCUUGCGUCUCCUAGCUCCUGGCACUGUUUAUCCCAUUCCUAUAUAAAAAUAUGACAGCAGGGGCUGGAUAUGCUCCCCCUGCCAAGUUUCUGUGCCGAAUGCUAACACCACCCACCGGGGUCAGGGGUUUCUGAAGGUAUUGUAAUUUGGAGAUGAGACAUUGAAAAAUAAUGUGGUUAAGGGGAGUCAUUGAUGUACCUUAACCUCAUAGAUUUGGUAUUCUUAUAAGAGGGGGGACUGGGACUCAGAGAGGCAGGUGGCUCUCCUCUGAUCUGCACUUUUUUUUAAACCUAGCAAAUUUGUUACAUAGAAGCAUCACACUGAUAAAGAAGGGGAAAAGUUAAAGCUUUAUUACCCCAAGGCUGAAAACUGAAACAUGCAGGUGAUGCAGCCAGGGGUCUUUCAUUAGGUCUCAUCUCUCCCAUUUCUUUCUUUAUAAACGCCAGCCUCUCUCCAAAGCCCCGCUCAGGGGCCACCUGUGCUUGUGACAUUUCCUUGCUAAUCCGUUGACUAAACAUAACUGCUCUUGACUGUGAGCCCAAAACACUAGGUGACCUUUGUCUGUGUCUGAGGACCUUGUCUCUCUCAAACAUGUAGAGAUUACUAUAGUUCUUACAAACAAUGAUCUCCUCAUUCUGAGGAGACAUUCCAGUGCAAAAGGGGAUGCCCACCACUCGGUCAGGGCCUUUCAACCCCAACCCACUAUGGAGUAGGUUGACUGUCUCCCCCCACCCCCACCCCGACUGGGGGUCAGGACCUCUUGCACCUGUGGCCAGGAUCCUUUGGAGAGAAAGGUCCUUGCAGAUGCGAUCAAGUUACAAACCUCUGGGUGGAGCCAGCCUGUGUUACUGUGGGCUCGGAGUUGGCCUGUAAGAAAAACAGAGAAGAGCUGGCCAUCUGACGCAGGGGCAGCAUUUGCAGUGACGUGCUACCAGCUAAGGGGGACUAGACUCCACCAGGCACUGGAAGGGAGGCCUAGCGCAAGGAUUUUUUCUUUUUUGGGUUGUUUUAAGAUUUAUAUAUUUUAUGUAUGUGGGUGUUCUGUCUGCCUGCAUGUCUGUAGUCUAGGAGGUGGCACAUGCCUUUAAUCUCGAAAAGGCAGGCAGAUUUCAGAGUUCAACGCCACCUUCAUCUACAGAGUGAGUUCCAGGACAGGCAGGGCUACACAGGGGAACCAAACAAAAAGCAAAACUUUGCGUCUGUCUGCCUGUUGACUCAUGUGUGUUUGUGUACACGUAUGCACAUGUGUGUGUGCCUGUGGAGGCCAGAACUGGACACUGAUUCCCUGAAGCUGCAGUUAAGGUAUCUGUGAGCUGCCCACCGUGGCUGCUGGAAUCAGCACUCCUGUUCUGACGAUGGAGCAGCAGGUGCUCCUAACUGCAAGACCAUCUCUCCAGCUCUAGGUCCUCCUGUUUGAAGGGUACAGCACGGGGAACGCUGGUCAGCGUGUACAGUCACAGGGCAGCACCAUCAAGAGUUCAAUCUUUCUCUGUAAAAGUUCCCUUUGACUUGUUGGAACCUGAUCCCCAUCUAGGGUUCCAUAGAGCUUGUGUUUGAUUUGUCCCCUUCUCCUUGUUGGACUUAAUUUGAAGUCAGUCCUUUUAAAUUGUGGAGUGUUACUGAUACCCCAAAGUUGAGAACUUUCAUUUUCUCUUGUUCUAUGUGAUACAUCUCUGCAAUGAUCCUUUUUUUUAUCUGUUCUGGAAUUUAAAAUAAACCUUUUUUAACGUCUA
Molecule: messenger RNA, 3495 nt
Organism: Apodemus sylvaticus (European woodmouse)
Lineage: Eukaryota; Metazoa; Chordata; Mammalia; Rodentia; Muridae
Product: putative butyrophilin-like protein 10
Exons: 6
Coding region: 250-1731 (493 amino acids)
Biological process (GO): regulation of cytokine production; T cell receptor signaling pathway
Cellular component (GO): external side of plasma membrane
Molecular function (GO): signaling receptor binding
Source: RefSeq, a predicted model, not a curated record